Molecule: messenger RNA, 2047 nt
Organism: Medicago truncatula (barrel medic)
Lineage: Eukaryota; Viridiplantae; Streptophyta; Magnoliopsida; Fabales; Fabaceae
Product: protein DETOXIFICATION 41
Exons: 8
Coding region: 122-1636 (504 amino acids)
Biological process (GO): xenobiotic detoxification by transmembrane export across the plasma membrane
Cellular component (GO): membrane
Molecular function (GO): antiporter activity; xenobiotic transmembrane transporter activity
Source: RefSeq, a predicted model, not a curated record
AAGGGUAGCUACAAAAUGAAAAAAUAAAUGAAAAUUCUCAUUGAUAAAUGAUCUACUUGUAAUGUUGAUGCUUCAUUCCGAACAGUGAGUGAACUGGUUAGGACUUGUUGUAGGGAACAUAAUGGAAAACCAACCAUUUCUAGUGGGGCUUGACUCACACUCACACACACACAUUGCAGAUUUAUCAUCAGAUGCUAUUGAAGAAUUCUUGGAACAUAGGCCUAUUGGGUUGAGAUGGUGGCUUAAACUUGUUGCUUGGGAGUCAAGACUCCUAUGGAUCCUUUCUGGUGCUUCUAUUGUUGUCUACCUUUGCAAUUUUAUGUUAAGCUUUGUGACCAUGAUGUUUUGUGGACAUUUAGGAUCUCUAGAGCUUGCUGGAGCAUCCAUAGCCAGUGUUGGAAUUCAAGGUCUUGCUUAUGGCAUUAUGCUAGGAAUGGCAAGUGCAGUGCAAACUGUGUGUGGACAAGCUUAUGGAGCCAAAAAGCAUGCAGCAAUGUGCAUAACAUUGCAGAGAGCAAUCAUCUUACAUUUUGGUGCAGCAGUGAUUCUCACAUUUCUCUAUUGGUUCUCUGGAGAUUUUCUAAAAGUCAUAGGACAGACAGAGAGCAUAGCCGUGCAAGGUCAAGUGUUCGCUCGUGGACUUAUUCCGCAACUCUACGCAUUUGCAUUCAGCUGUCCAAUGCAGAGGUUUCUCCAAGCGCAGAACAUUGUUAAUCCUCUGGCAUAUAUGGCAGUUGGAGUUCUCCUUCUUCAUGCGCUUCUUAGCUGGCUAGUCGUUGUUGUUUUAGGCUAUGGCCUUCUAGGUGCAGCCCUUACUCUCAGCUUUUCUUGGUGGAUUCUUGUCUUUUUAAAUGCAUUGUACAUCAUUUUUAGUCCAAAAUGCAAGGAAACUUGGACUGGCUUCACUAUGAAGGCCUUCAUAGGAAUUUGGCCUUACUUUAAGCUUACAGUUGCUUCUGCUGUGAUGUUAUGCUUGGAGAUAUGGUACAAUCAAGGACUAGUACUCAUAUCAGGGCUGCUAUCUAAUCCCACAGUGGCACUGGAUUCUAUUUCCAUUUGCAUGAAUUACUUAAACUGGGAUAUGCAAGUCAUGUUGGGCCUUGGUGCAGCAGCCAGUGUGCGAAUUAGCAAUGAAUUAGGAGCAGCUCAUCCAAGAGUAGCAAAAUUUGCCAUCUUCGUCGUGAAUGGGAAUAGUAUCCUCAUAAGCGUAGUUCUGUCCGCCAUUAUUUUGAUAUUCCGGGAUGGUUUGAGAAACCUUUUCACUUCUGACUCUGAAGUCAUUGAAGCUGUAUCUGACUUGACUCCAUUGCUUGCCAUUUCUGUCCUUCUGAAUGGCAUUCAACCUAUACUGUCAGGCGUUGCAAUUGGAAGUGGAUGGCAAGCUUUGGUGGCUUAUGUAAACUUGGCUUGUUACUAUGUCAUUGGUCUUACUGUUGGAUGUGUUCUUGGCUUUAAAACUUCUUUAGGAGUAGCUGGUAUCUGGUGGGGAAUGAUCCUUGGAGUUUUUAUACAGACUGUUACACUAAUAAUUCUGACUGCCAGAACAAACUGGGGUGUAGAGGUUGAAAAAGCUAUUGUUCGCGUCAAGAGAUCUGCUGAAGACGACACUUUGGAUCGACUGGUUGCCGACGUAUAGAGGCAUUUCUUACUGUAACUUCUCUAUUCCAGCAAUCCAGGCAUGGAUGGAAGAACACUUUAGCAGAUUUGUCUUGUUUUCAAACUUCAGGGAUAUUGAUGUUGGGUUUGUUCUGUAUAUCUUCUAGGAUUCUGAGUUUGGGCAUAAGCUCAACAACUAAGCUGAAUAGGAAGUUGGAUAAGAAUUUCAUGACAUGGCAGGUUGUUAGUAUAUGUGAGGGAAUAUCUGACAAGGAAGGAAAGUGAGGGUAUUUAACAUCUUUUCUGUUAGAAAUCUUUUGGGUUGAGCAAUAACUCUUGAAUACGGGGUUCUUCUGUUUCGAACAAAAAAAAGGGGAUUCUUUUGUAAUAUCAUUUCCUGUCCUCUGUUAAUUUGGUUUCCUAAAAAAUAUCAGUUCAUACAUUUUUAUGA